AUAGCAGUGCUAUUAGUUUUGGAGAUAAAUUCCCUUUUUUGUCCUUAAAUAAACAUCUAAUACUAAAUUCUCCUAAUUAGGUUAAAAAAAGCUUUACGGGCCAAACGUUAUAGCGCAGCAGCAGCCGAUCUCCCCACUCACGCGACGCAAUAAUCGUCGGGCACGCUUCCUCGUCACACCGCCAAACACAAAGCCGCAGCAGCUUCCGGAAGGAGACCCAGGGUUUCAAUGGCAAGCGAAGAUGCACUGGACGAGAUCCCUCUAAGCAAAAGAUUGGAAAAGAUACAAUGUGUUUUUUGUUUCCAUUUGGUUCUAUGCAAUGUGAUUUAAUUUUUAAGCUUGGCAGUGUUUUUUUUAUUGACGUGUUGAAUUUAUUUGGCUUUGUUGAACUCGUACGGGCAAUUUUUGUGAAUGUUAGACGUAAUUCAAAGUUUAGAAUAAGUUUUUGCUUCGUUUUGACAUUGAAUUUGCUUCUAAAAAAUUCUCUUACAAAGUUUAGAAUAAGUCUUUUUUCGGGUUGGCAGGGGGGUUUUUGUAGUAGAUUCACUGCAAUGUGUUUUUUAAUUUUCCUUAAUGUGUUCUUAUUUUCUGCAAUGUGUUUGUUGUUUCCCAUAGGUUCUAUGUAGUGUGUUUUAAUUUUUUAAGCUUGGCAAUGUUUUUUGAUUAACGUAUUGAAUUUAUUUUGGCUUUGUUGAACUCGUUUAGAAAAGAUAGUAAAUGGAAAUAUGGCCAAACAGGGAAGGAGGUAAGUAUAUACUUACCGAAAGUAGCAGAUCUACAUGUGGUCCUGUUACCGGUAAAUGCAUUCCGUCUCCGAUCAGCAUCAAAGUCCACGUCUUACCGAUCAAAUUCCACUCCCUUCUUCACGUAGAGCGGGAAACUCGAGUCCGCGGCGGUUGCAGUUCCCUAUUCCGUCGAGCGCCACCACCGCGUCCGGCUUCACUCCGGCCGCCUGAAGAAGUCUCCGGUCACUUCGUCUUACCCGAUCGGGGAGGUUUUCUCUCAAAUGCCCGCCUAUCCGCUAGGGCGGUUUUCCCGGACGGAGGAACGGUACCUAUGGGGGUCUUCAACGACCGCGUGAAAUCGAGGCCGGAAUAAGGUCGAAUCCGGACAGGGAAGACAAGCACAGGACAGCCAAACAGAGCGCCGCCGUCGCCGCCUAGCAGCAGAGGCCCAAGGAGAAGCCAUUUCAAAUUGGUGGAAUAAUGAUACAAAUCACACCAUAUAUUUGUUAACUGAAAAAGCAGUGAAGAUUGAAGAAGGGGUGUUAAAAUUGAAUGAAUGUUGAAAGAAUGAGUUUUUGGUUUUCAAGAACCAUAUAAUUGUGAUCGGAGAGGUGUCAGGGGAUUGAUGAAUGCGCAGUAAAGAAAAGCCUUCUUCCUCUGCGGAUCAAACGCCGACCCGUGACCCUCCAUCUCCAUCAACCCCUUUCUCUUGCAUAUAGAUCUAAAAAUUGAAAAUAGAAACGGAAACAAAGGGGAAGUCGUCGG
This is a messenger RNA of Cuscuta campestris, 1490 nucleotides long. The record is from the annotation of a GenBank genome assembly. Lineage: Eukaryota; Viridiplantae; Streptophyta; Magnoliopsida; Solanales; Convolvulaceae.